Messenger RNA from Didymodactylos carnosus, 1335 nucleotides. NCBI's taxonomy places the organism in Eukaryota, Metazoa, Rotifera, Eurotatoria, Philodinida, Philodinidae. The record is from the annotation of a GenBank genome assembly.
AUGGGAAUAAUUGGACAAUAUGCUGCAGUCAUUGGUAUGAUGACAGAAAAAUUAGUUAUAUGUUCGUUCGGUGCAUAUUCACCAACAUGUGAAAUAAAUGUUGGAGUUGAUGGGCAAGAUUAUCGGGAGUUAGAUAGCCACAACAAUUGGCGAGAAGAAUCAUCCAUAUGGGGACGUCUGGCGAAAAAUUCAAAAUUAAUUAAAAAAGAUGCAAGUGCCAGAAAAUGGCUUUAUACCGUGUGGAGGCAGGAUCGUCGUUCAAUUCGAACCACAUUUUUUAAAGACAAGAUAGUCACAAAUUUACCAGCACCAUUAGAUAUUUCAGAAGUAAACCAUUCAAUAUUAUCAACGAAUUUAUCCGCAGAACCGAAAUUUGAUAUUGAUAAAUGUUUAAAUGAUGAUAUAAUUCUAAAUGAUAACGAUAAGAUUGAACUCGAUACAGUCGAUGAAUUGUUACAUUCGUCUGAUUCUAGUAUUCAUCAAUCACCUUACAAUAUUGAAAUGAGAAAACAAGUACCAAUGAUGAAUGAUAUUCUUGAUAAACGUAAAAAAUUUGAAAAUAUAUCAAAUCCUAAUUUUUCUAAACCACUCAUGUUAUUGUUUUAUAAAUGGUUCGCAUAUUUACCACUGUGGACAUGCCUACUAUCUGAUUUUGAGGAAAGAUAUGCUAAAAAUAAACCCGUGACAGUAACGGAUACAACUCUGGGUCGCGGCAGAUUAUCAAAUGCCGUGGCUGAGAGUUACUUUGAAAUUAUAAAAGAGUGUAUUCUGAAGAAGAAAACUCGUUUAAAACCAUCAGAUGCAAUUCUUAAAAUACAUCUUAGUACAAUGACUCGUUUGAAGGCUGGACGUUACGGGUUAACACAGACAGCAGCUCAACGGAAACCUCGUGCGUUUGAUGUGCUUAUGCCAGAGACAUGGCGAAGAAGAAAAUCUCAAUCAAGGGGCAAAUACUUUAGAAGAGCUGUUUCUGUAGAUAAAACUGUAGGCCAAAAAAGUAUGGCAGCACUGCCCGUUGUUCUCGGUGGUAUGUUUUGUGUUGGUGGCAAACUGUUAUGGAAUAUGAUUGGAAAACCUUCAACUCCCACACCAUAUGAUGUUAUUAUUCGUAUGAAUACUCUUACUGCACUAAGCACAAAUAGUUGGGAAAUUUUACUUGGUGAGAAUACUAAGGAUGUUACACCAACAAUGUCAAGAUCUGAAAAUAACCGUGGUGUAGUAGUUGCUGCUCUCGGUUCGUGCAAUCGUGGCAAGUCAUACCUACUUAAUCAACUUUGUAACAUUCAGCUGCCUAUUGUGCAUCCAAAAAAAGAAUGGUAUAUGACUGUUUUUUGA